This is a messenger RNA of Doryrhamphus excisus (bluestripe pipefish), 2962 nucleotides long. It is a transcript of the gene slc30a6, whose product is annotated as solute carrier family 30 member 6. Gene Ontology annotation, molecular function: monoatomic cation transmembrane transporter activity. NCBI's taxonomy places the organism in Eukaryota, Metazoa, Chordata, Actinopteri, Syngnathiformes, Syngnathidae. Gene Ontology annotation, biological process: zinc ion transport; transmembrane transport. The record is from RefSeq and is a predicted model, not a curated record. Gene Ontology annotation, cellular component: membrane; Golgi apparatus.
CAAUAAACAGUAGAAGAAGAAAAAGAAGCGGAAGUGCUCGCCAUGGACUCGAUGAUGUCCACGUCCGCGGCUCUGUCGUACCACAAUGUCGGGGACUUUUACCCCAGAAAGUUGGGACCAAAGCCGGACGUGGUGCCUUCCGGGGUGACGGAGAGGAAGGUCGGCCCGCUGGACAAGCCAGACAUGGUGUCGGUGGACGUCAUCAACGUCAACGAAGCCGACUUGCCCGUGCACAGGAAGAAGCAGGACACGUAUGUCUUGGGCACCAUUCAUCCCUUCAGGAAGACGCACAGGUCACUUCCUGGAAAACUCCUGCAAGAAUUCCGAUUGGUUGCGUCAGAUAGACGGUCAUGGAGGAUCCUGCUGUUCGGCUCCCUCAACCUGCUGUGCACCGCCUGUCUUCUCAUGUGGUGCAGCUCCACCAACAGCAUGGCGCUGACGGCCUACACCUACCUGACCAUCUUUGACCUCUUCAGCUUGAUCACAUGUCUCAUCAGUUCCUGGGUGACCAUGAAGAAGCCCAGCCAGGUCUUCUCCUUCGGGUUUGACAGACUGGAGGUUCUGGCCGUUUUUGCCUCCACUGUUCUGGUCCAGCUGGGAGCCUUGUUCAUCCUGAAGGAGAGUGUGGAGCGCUUUGUGGAGCAGCCUGAGGUCCAUACCGGUCGCCUGCUGGUCGGCACGUUUGUGGCCCUCUUCUUCAACCUGCUCACUCUCAUGUCCGUGCACAACAAACCCUUUGCCUGCGUAUCCCAAGCGGCCAGCAGCAGUUGGCUUCAGGAACACGUGGCAGAUAUGAGCAGAAGUGUGUGUGGCAUCAUUCCAGGUCUGAGCAGUGUCCUGCUGCCUCGCAUGAACCCCUUUGUCCUGAUCAACCUGGCGGGGGCGCUGUCGCUGUGCGUCACCUACAUGCUCAUCGAGAUGAAUAACUACAACGCCGUAGACACGGCCUCGGCGGUCGCCAUCGCUCUCAUGACCUUUGGCACCAUGUAUCCCAUGAGCGUCUACAGCGGGAAGGUGCUGCUGCAGACCACGCCCUCUCACGUCAUUGGCCAGCUGGACAAGUUGCUUCGAGAGGUGUCCACGCUGGACGGCGUGCUGGAAGUUCGCAACGAGCACUUCUGGACGCUCGGCUUUGGUUCACUGGCCGGCUCCGCCCACGUUCGCAUCCGGCGCGACGCCAACGAGCAGCUGGUCCUGGCCCACGUCACCAACCGCCUGCUCCCGCUGGUGUCCACGCUGACGGUGCAGAUCUUCAAAGACGACUGGAGCAGGCCGCUGCUGACGGCCUCGCCCGUCCCCCAUGCCGGCGACGGCUACGGCGUCCUUUCCUCCUCCUCGCCGCCGCACCCACUCACGUCAUCGGGAGGCGAAGCGGACCCGCUGACGUCCACGCCCUCCAAGUCCAGCGGCCCUCCCCCGGAGUUCUCCUUCAACACCCCGGGGAGGAACGUGCAAGCCGUGUUGCUACCCGCUCCGGGGCACCACGCCCACAUGCCCUACGCCGGCAUAGCGUACCCCGGAAUGCUGAGUCAGGGUUUAGCUCGGCCUGGGACCGGACUGGGUCUCGGCGUGGCAGGAAUCGGGGGCGUGUAUGGACUGGGUGUGGGCGGAGCCUCUCAGAGUUACAGAACUAUGGGCAGCACGUCCCAGUACAGACAGUACCGACCUUGAUUGGACCGCCACAGAUUCAUGUUACCUCCUCCAAGGAAAGCACCCAGCGUCUUUCAAGGACAAAUUCAUUCCACUUUUUUUUUUUUUUUUUUUUACUUUUUAAAAUGACGUAAUUGUUUAUUGACAUGGGGGCGGGGCCAAGAUCUCCCUUUUGUUUUGUGGUUCCGAUGCGUGUGGGAUUGGUCAAAUUAAAAAUCUGGACUCCGCCCACCAAAGCAGGUGUCGCACAUGGGUGUCUUGGUGUUGCCGCGGGCAACAGGACCUCACCUCACUGGAGCGAGUCUUCACGUCUUUAUUUGGACUCGUCACGGCUCAGAAGAAACUACGACAGUAGAAGAAGAAGCGACAGUCGGGCGUCGCGACGUGCGAAGAGGUCAUCAGACAUGUGACCCCGCCACGGACGACACACAUGAUGAUUUGUGGCGGACAUCUGAUACAGAAACAGAAACACGCCGUUUUCCUCUUCCUCCCAAACAUGAAGGUGACUUCCAGAAAGGUGUUAGAAGGCGUAGUAAGGUUACUCUGCCAAAAGGGGGCGCCAAGACCCACUAAAGACCUCCCUUUAUGUGACUCCAGUUGGGAUGAUUUGUUUACACCAAUCCCACAAACAGCAACAGCACACAAAGACACAAAGAAUUCUGGGAUAUUUUCUCAACUGUCACCAUGGAAACCUCCAACAAUCAAUAAACGCAGGAAGUCAGUGUGUUUCUAAACAAACAGUCCUAUUCAUUCUACUUCAACAAAAAUACACUGCGCUGCUACUACUACUACUACUACUACUACUACCUAACUACUCUUUUAUUACCACACUACUUGUUAACAAAUGUGACAUUACUACUGCUGUUUUAUUACUGUUACUAUUACUAUUACCACUACUACUUGUCAACUGCCACCUUACUACUACUACUACUAGCCAUCGCCUACAUUUUUACUUCUACUGUAUUAUUACUACUAGUCAUUAACUCCUGUUUCAUGACUACUAUUACUUGUUAGCAGCCAUUAUUAUUGUUGAUACUACUUAACAGCCAUGUUAGUACCACUUAUAGUCAUUAACUACCAUUUUACUACUACUACACUAUGUUUCUACCAGCCAUUAACAAUAUUUUUUAUUUGCUACUACUAAAGUGUAGUUGUUAACGUGUUGUGUUGCUACUGGUACAUGGUAACUGGCUGGUUAAUACUACCACUAGUCGUUAACCACUGUUUUAUUACUACUAUAGUUAUAUUUAUUAAUACCACAGUAUUAUUACUAUCAGUGGUUGUUAACUGCUGUUCUAUGAAUACUUCUACC